GGCCCCCGGAGCGUGAAACACACACGGAUCACUUUUGCGGGUCACACAAUACCCAGCGCGCUGUCGUGAUUCGAAGCAGCCUUUUGUUUUUUUUUUUGUUUUUCGCCUGUGUUGUCCGCCUGCGAGAAGCGUCGGAUUUCUUUUACAUGCGGAUCCCGUGGCUCUGCGUAAACAUCUGUACGCGUCGCAUACCCAUCUGCUGCGGACGAGUCUGCGUGCCGAAUUACGGGAUCACACGUCGUGUCCCAUUUCCGGCAAAGUUUACCUAAAACUACGACUUCGAACAGAAGUUGCCCGGCUCCCUCCGAAGCGUUUGGGCCCCCGAAUGCCGCUGUGGUUCGAGUUCCUGAGCUUCGCGGCGCACAACUUCUGGUUCGAGUCGCUGGACUUCGCACACCACGUCUGGUUCGAGUCCCGGGACCUCACGCAUCGCCUGUGGUUCGACCUCCUGAAUUUGGCUCAACGCCUCUGGUUCGAGUCCGCGAGCCGAGCGCACAGCCUCUGGUUCGAGUUCCUGCGAUUUGCUCAGCAUCUGUGGAUCGAGGCGCCGCGUUUCGCUCGCCGUCUGUGGUUUCUGUCGUUGGACAUUGCGCGUCGUCUGUGGCUUGAGUCCCAGGACUGCUCGCGUCGCCUGUGGCUAGAGUUCCUGAACUUAGCGCGUCAUCUGCGGCUCGAGCUACUGCGCUUAGCGCGAUUAAUCGACGUGCGCACCACUAGUGUCAUCCUUCUGCUGGGCGUUGGCUCCUUCGUCUGCUACAAGCUCUACUGCCAGCUGAGGCAGCGCUUCCGCAGGCGCAAGAAGAGGGAGACAGCGGCGCUGCGGAAGGCCCACGUGCGGAGCUGGAUAUCCGGAGUUGAACAUGGACGAGUACAGGAGUGCUACCUAGAAAGCGACAAUGAGUCCGAGAUCAGCGAGGCAUCGCUACCUGCAACCAGCCAGGCAUCUUUCGGCGACAUUCCCCAGCCCGUGACUGAGCAUGCCCAAGCUGAAAAGAAAUGUGAUGCCAGCUCAAGCUGCGGCGGUGGCUUCCUAAGCGACGACGACAUUUGGGACAUGGGAGUGACGUCGAGCAACCCUUAUGAGCCGGUGCGCUUCGACAGCCAAUCGGGCGACGUUCGCUUUCAGGGAUGUGCGCAGCCCAAGGCUUCGACGCCACUCAACAUCGCCAGAAAUAACCAGAAAGGCGGCAGCGUGCGUCAUCGCAACAAGAAAGCAAAGUCAGCAGGAAGUCCCGUCACACGGCAGACCGAUCACAGCCCGAGGGCGAACCCGAGUGUCAAGGCAGACAGCGGGUCCGGAGACGUCCCGGCGUCCGUCAAGAACAACAACAACAACGUAGACGACCGAGCGCCGCUGUCCGACGAUUCCAUCUCCCAAGAGCCCGAGGGUCUACUAGACUCGCUUUCCUACGAAGGUGGUGGCGAGGCGGCAACGCCAUGGGCAAACGACACCGUGUCCCUUCUCGCCAACUUCAGCAUCGGCUCACUGAGCGAACGCAACCGGCGCACGGAAGAGCUCAUCUCAUCCCGCGCCAACAGCCAGGGAGAGGAGACCGACGACUUCUCCAUGGGCGGCAUGGUCUCCGACUCCGCACUGCUGCGGCUCCGCAAUUCACAUUCUCAUCAGCUUUCCGUGGACAGUGAAGCAUCUGACUUGAGUAUCUUUGAGAGGGCACAGGCACCUUUGGAGGUUCCCUGCGAGGCAUUUGAGACCAUCGACAAGAUAGAGACCAUCCUCCACGACACCAAGCAAGAGCUGCUUGACCUCGACGCAGAUUUGGUCAGCCUCCGUGUGUUCCAGAAGCUCCCAGCAAACUACGAUGUCGUGCUGGGCGAUGCCGGCAAGAAAAGCGGCGACGAAUCUUCCAACCGCCGUGCCAGCAUACGCAAUGCAGAGAUCCAUACGGACAGCGGCAGCGACUUCGGGAACUCUCUCGAGUCGGACAGUGAGAGGCUGGUCAGAGAAUCGUCUGGGCCCAGCUUGGAGUGGGACUCGCUUCCGCUGUCGAAGCAGCCAGCGGAGCUGCAGCACGAGUCGGACUCCACGGACUUCGGCACGUUCAGCGAGUGGUCCGAGAGCGAAGAUGGCGGCGCGCCCCGUCCGAGCGUGCUCGGCGUCGUGCGUCGCCACAGCAGUGGCAACAUUCACAGUAAGGGCACACUCCGCGAGGAGAUUCAGCGCAUUCUCUACGCGGAGUCGGAAUCGUGGAAGCGUAACCUAGUGCGAAGCCACACACUGCCAGUGGACCAAAGCUUGCCCGAGUCGGAACGGAACUGCGAUGCUCCAUCGUCGGAGACACGGGAGUCCCUUUCGCUACACAAGAUCACCACCGUACCCGAGGAGAGCACUCUCAGUCCAAGCAGUGUGUCGGACUUUGCUUCGCUCGCUGCGAGCAGUGAUAGAGACGCUUCCAUGGAUACCAAUGGCAAUGACCUGAUGGACGUGGAAAGGGACGACGAGGGCUCCAACUUUGAAUCUGCUGAAUCACCAGUUUGUGUUGAAGACAAAGUGACACUGGCUGACUACAUCUUUGGGCUACGCCGAAAGAGGAAGCACCAGCCUGGUGAUGGAAUGGAAAAAACCCUUGCAGCUGUACUAUCGGGACUUGAAGUGAGAUCGCUACGGAGGAUCAAGAAUGACGGCUAUGCCGCCAUUCGUGCCGCUGGCUUCCAAGUUUUGGCGUCUGGAGGAUCCAUCCUCAGUGGACACAGAGGUGCCAAUGGCGUCUACCAGCGAUUCCACGACGCAUCUGUGGGGACCAAGACCUGGCUCGAGGGCUGGACCUUCCAUCGCAGUCUCCAGUACACCCAGGCUCUGCAGGGAUUCUGGGAGUGCCUCUCCGCAUUACAGGACUUGGAGGAUCAGCUGCGGUUAACGGCGAGUCCAGCGGCGUUGCUCGCCAGCAAGCUCAACGAAGACUCCACGCUCGACGCGAAGCUCGUGGAGGCAGUAAAAAUCGUCAUGCUCAAGUCUGCUCUGGAGCUGUUCGCAGCACAAAAGGAUAGCGACGCCCCGUGCCCCCUGUUCGCCACAGUCCUCUUUGCACAAGUCACGUCAACGUCACCAGAAGAGCACUUGGUCAGCCAUGUCAGCCGGCUUGGCAAAAGUCGGGCAGUACCAGAGGCGGACCUCUACCUGUUGGGCUACGCCCUGGGGACUACCCUGACUGUUGUGCGGCCGAGUCAAGGAGGCAACGAAGACUACGUGAGCCGCUACCCGGAGUGGCAAGUCGGCAGUUGGCCCGAGGCCGUGCUCGUCGAACACGAGGGACGAUAUUGGGCGUGUGCUACGUGACUGCCGUUGCCUCCCGAAGGAACCCUCUUGUGACUGCCGCGUCACGUGAACUCUUGCGAGCCGUGGCAAACUGGACGCAUGCAGUGAUCGGAAUCACUUCCGUGUUCCGUGUUCUGACCGCUGACAGUUGCACGAGCCAAGGGUGGCAUGAAAUAUCUGGUCCACUGCUCCUCCGCAUUGUGGUAGCACCUCUGUCGUCUCCUCGAGAUCUUUUCAGCGAGUGGACAGCGCACGAAGCCACUUUCACCAAAAACAGCACACAAGGCAUGCGUGGGAUGUGGAGCAGCAUCGCCGACGCAAACUUUCGGCCCUGACGAUUUCGUUGCCACAUUGUUUUCCUUUUCCCACCCUAAUAUGUAAUGUUUCUCGUUGUUUUUAAUAAUUUUUACGCAUGAGUGGCACGGAUGGGCGCAUGGGUUAGAAACUGCACUUCAUCUCAUCUCUGCAGCUAUACAGAACUUGAGACACACUGUGCUGUUUCUAUGUGCAGAAAGGCAGUUCUGCCCAUAGGCAAGCUGAGUUAAUUUGUUGGAAAUUUGUGGGCUACAUUAAGCUGUGGGAAAUGAUACAUGUUCUGGAUUUGAAAGCUGUCAUUGCACGUUCCUCAGUGAGAUUUGAGGGCAAACAGUGAAACACUCUGUUCAUGUGAAGGCUUCCAACAUACAUGUGUUUAAGUUCCAUCUUCCAACGCGGGUCUAGGAUACUGUUCUUAAGCCUAAGCUGGCAGAUUUGACCCGGGAUUUUCAGCUUGAAUUCUUGAAACAUUAUCUGGGUGCACUUCUGGUUUCGGUGACACGGCUAGGUGAUGCCAAAGAGUGCGUAAGCACGAGACUCUAUACGACCCUGCGCUUAUAGCUUGUUCUCGUCGCUAGCGCAUUGCACGAAUCGUGGGAAAACGUUUCAUCCCUGUCUGGUGCUGGCAACUCAGAAUACCGGCAAACGGGUGAGAUGUAUUUCUGUGUCUCUGUUGUACCUCCAUGCUUUGCACAAAGCGUCUGAUAGGUGCACGCAAAAGUUAGCACGCGUUGACUUUCUAAGAUUGAAGAAUAAUGUAUAGGUUUAUGUAAAGCGCACGUUAUGCACAGCUGUUGCAUCUGCCCAGCACUUAACCACAAUUAAACGGAGCACCUGGCAGAAUUUUGCGGCAGGCACAGCAUUUGCACGUUUGCUCGGCAAAGACGUUAGCGUGAGCAAACUUUCACCGAGGGAACGGUGAUUGGCGUUUGUCCCAAAGUGUUCAUAAGGUGCCGGUAUUGUUCACAGCUGCUGCCUUUCCUGUCUCUGCAAGAAAGAAGCUGCUUCGAUUUAGUGCGCUCUUACUGCCCAGUGUUGCCAGACAUGGCAAUGACGUGCCUGCCGCGACACGCCUUUGCACGCCACCCCGCAAGCAUAGCCUCUGUAGUACAAAAGCAGUUUUGUUGAACUUGUUUCCAGAAGCAUUUGCGCAAUAUUGUUGGUGUACCAAAUGGCCUUCAAUCAACUGCAGGCUGGUCUGAGCCCACAAGUUCUAACGUGAAGAGUGCCGGUGAAUGGCUGGCUGGUAGCACUGCUCGCUUUCCUCUAAAUACCAUUAACAGCAACUUUAAGGACACUUUAAAAUUUUAUUUUACUCUUUCAUAUUUAGCCACCUAAACUUUCUUUUUGAGUUCUCGGUUGGAAGCUUGCCAUUAACUAUCGUUCUAAAGUUGACAUUCUAAAGUAAUAUUACAUAGCUAGCUACCAAGUUUUAGCUAAAAAUUAUUCUGCUCUGUGCAAUAAAUUUUUCUUUCGUGCUUCUUUUUUUCAAGCAAGAGUUUUAUCUUUAACAGUGAGUAAAUGCACAGUCUUGUAUGCCUGUGCAAGGUGCUCGGAAAAACAACUUGUGCAGGAGAUGACACGAACACCUAGAAAAGAAGUUUGUUUCUCGAAGCUAAUGACUUCCUUUUUGUGUGUUCGUGCUGUCUUCUGUAUAGGGCAUUUUUUAAAUAUUAGAACAACAGAGAGUUGAGCUAGUUGGUAAGGAUUCAUCGUAGAAUAAAGUACGAGGUGCGCAAACAUUGCCACAUGGGAAGAAAAACACACAGAAGCUCUACGUAGUUUCUUUUUCCCAUGUGUCCGUGUUUGCAUGCCCCUUGUACUUCCUUCAGCAAAGACUUCAUGCAGUUAGAUUCUCGCUGGUAUGAGCUAUACGCACUACAGUUGGCAAAAAAGGCUCAGAGGCUAAUCUUUUCUCAAGCAUUCCCAUGCUCAACUUGGGUGGCAAUGCCUGGCGGUACACCCGACAAUAUUGCAAAACAGCAAAGCAACGCUGUUUGUUGCUGUUCCUUGUAAAAUCAAACCUCGUGGCAGUUUACAGCAUCAUUCUGCUGCAUCCGCGAUAUGCUUGUGCAGAAAGAGGAGACGCAAGAUGCCUCUAGAGCACCUUCACUCCGCAAAUGUUCCUUCCUGUACCUUCAACACAUAAGCUUAUUAAGCAUGCAAUAAUCUCGUUUCAUUGAUGCAGCUUCAGUGCUGCCUCACCGACACGUCUCUUCCUCGUGAAUCCGCACAGCUCCGAAUAAUUCCAAGUGUUCUUAAAUAUUCUUCCUCUUGAUGAAUCUUCUCGACUUGAGAUUCUGAAAGCGGCACAAUUUCUUGCAUGUCACUGUACUAGCUCUCCUCAGUGCUCCUUUGCCAACAGCUUCGUUAUUGGGAACUUUCAGAAUCUACUCAAGAGGUGUAGGAGUGUUCCGCGAGAGUCCUUGCUCACUCUUGAGUGUUUCUCAAUUGGAGCAACUGCUUCACUCAACAGUACAGGCUGUUUCACACUUAGGGAUAAGCUGACACUUUGCAACGUGCUCAGAUUUUUCCCCUAAGUGUGAAAAAGCCUGUACGCAGCAGCGCCCAUACUUGAGGACUAGGAAGUGAAGUGUUCCUGUAGGUGGAACAAUGAAGAAUAAGGGAACAACUGUUCUUCCAAAUGCAAUACAUCUAAACGUGGCAGGAAAAUGUGGCCUUUGUCACUGGCUAGCUCCUUUGAUCGUUUUAAAAUGUGGUUGUGUUCAUGAAGCCCAAUGUAACCACGGUUGUUCAAUGCACUUGAAGCAAGUGACGUGCACCGAGUGGCUAGCGGCAAACCAGCACGCAAGCAUUUCCCAACAUGCAUGCCCAGCAGCUGCCUGUACUUUCAAUAUGAAAAACAUGUGCUGGCUUUAAGAUGACUACAGUGGGCAGUGCCAUUGCAUGUUCGAGAGCUUCGUAAUCGGUUUUAAAGAUGUGAAAUUUUGUAAUUGGAGCUGUGUGCGAACCAAAAAGCCAGUUACGCUUCGAAACUGCCUGCUGCAUCAUUAACGAGACAACCUAGGCCAGCACCUCUAGAAAUUGAGUGUUUGCUAACGUCAAGACCAGUAUCGAUCAGGCUCUGGUGUGAUUGCACAGACCGUAGUCUCCGAAACGGCGACCACGCCGUGCGUUUACGAAUCUCUCAGUGCUGCGCAUAAUUCUGUAAAUAAGUAGGGAACUAGCUUCAGUGUUGCAUGCUGUGCUGCACUGGAAAACUUUUUCUGUGCACAUGCCCUCGCUGCUUUCUGACAAAGCCGUACAAAUACCUAUAAUAAAGGGAGGCACGUUAAGUUAAACAUUCCCGCUUUUAUGCACGUUGAACACACACGUACAUUCCUUCUUACGAAUGAGCGUGUUCCUCUUUGUCGGGGACCUCAAUGUUUUAUUCCAGGGUGAUCAAAACCGUGCUCACAUGUUUGUGUUAUGCAUGAUAUUUUUCCCCAAUGCACUGUCGUUUAUUGUCCAAGCUUUUCAGCACGACUUGUAAUUAUGCUUUGUUCACCAGUACCUUAAGGAGAGUGACCAUGCCAAAGGUUUUGUUUUGGUGUUUGGAAAAUUGCUAAGGGUUGUUCUUGUGAAAGAUAGCUGUCUGAUGUGCUGAUGAGGGAGCCCGCCUGUACUCUUGCUAAACUGCUGGCUAAUUGCUGUGCCCAUUUCUGCGUGAGGAAGAUGACUGCACCAUACCAAGGUACCAUUGACACUAGGGCGGCAAAAUGCCAGCUGUGGUGGCAGGCACAGUAUGGGAUGGUUUCACACUCUGGGCAUCGCAUGCUCUGCUAAACAAGGUUCAAACUUUCGUGGUUUAGAAAUCGAAGGAAAAUGUUCCUAAAUGUUAAAUCAAGCAUUAAUGUGUGCAGUUUAGCGAGAUAGGCCUGCUCUGCCCAGCUCUUCUAUCAACACAGCAUCUCGCACAUUUGGGCUGGCUCGUGUAAUAAUGUGCAACAGGCAAAAAGUACUUCAAACCACAUGCCAUGUUUACUUCCCGUAGACGGUCGGCAAGUACUUCACGCGGCCGUGUUGAGAGUUGCUGUUGGUCGAAUACUUGGACUAUGUACAGUGUCGGCAUGUACAGGCAGAAUGAGAGACCCAUUAUUUUUCAGCCAUGUCUCCCGACAUGUACGUAUGGCUAUUAUUAGCAAUGUAAAGUGAUGUAAAGAUAGUAAUAGGAGUUAAAAUUCCUUGCAGUAGGUAAGCACUGCUGUUGCCGUUUAUCGAGUACUUGCUGGUAAAGAGAGUCUAUCUAGGUCACGAGCAUGCAACACGUGCCAGGGGGUCAACAAUGUGUAUAUAAGGAACGUAUACGGCACUGCGUGCUCUUUAGUUAAUGCUGGACCACCGACUUGACGUUCAAUGGAUGUACGUGCAUGUUCAAAUGAAGAGUGUUAAGGGCAUUCAAGAAUGUAUUAUACGAGGGUAAAUGUGUCGAACUUGCAUCCUUGAAGGUCAUUUGUCUGAACGCAGUACAGCGUUCUUCCAACGGGCCAGCAAAAAGUUACCCCAUGUGCGCUAUUGUGUGAAAAGUGCCUUUAGAUGUGAAAUUAAAAGCAAGAUGUAAAUAUAUAAAAUGUUCAUGAAACCCA
Molecule: messenger RNA, 8175 nt
Organism: Rhipicephalus sanguineus (brown dog tick)
Lineage: Eukaryota; Metazoa; Arthropoda; Arachnida; Ixodida; Ixodidae
Exons: 10
Coding region: 326-3295 (989 amino acids)
Biological process (GO): protein linear deubiquitination
Cellular component (GO): cytoplasm
Molecular function (GO): cysteine-type deubiquitinase activity
Source: RefSeq, a predicted model, not a curated record